This is a messenger RNA of Fimicolochytrium jonesii, 1143 nucleotides long. Its product is annotated as CAP Gly-rich domain-containing protein. Bases 195 to 932 code for a protein of 245 amino acids. The transcript has 5 exons. The record is from RefSeq and is a predicted model, not a curated record. Gene Ontology annotation, molecular function: alpha-tubulin binding; microtubule plus-end binding. Gene Ontology annotation, cellular component: microtubule plus-end; nucleus; cytoplasm. Lineage: Eukaryota; Fungi; Chytridiomycota; Chytridiomycetes; Spizellomycetales; Powellomycetaceae. Gene Ontology annotation, biological process: cytoplasmic microtubule organization; tubulin complex assembly; post-chaperonin tubulin folding pathway.
GGACGCUUCGCCUGCCCAGUCGCCUGCCCUUCGCAUUCAAAAAGUCCCCCAUCUCGAGCCUCGAUAUCCUCCAGAAACCUACAGGAAAGCCGAAUAUCGGUCUAUAGAGCACGCACUGCAUAGGAACUACCAGGCUCCACGGAAGCAGCUUUCUUCGUAACCCUCCUCCUACGCCACCUUUUCCUUAUCCGAAAAUGCUAUCCCAACCAACCUCAAAUCCGAUCGUGACGGUCUUCGUGGCGAGUGAAGGCGCUGCCUCCGAGAGACGAUUUGAUAAAAGUAUUACCAUUGAGCGCCUAAAGGAAAGACUAGAACCGAUAACGGGUGUGCCCGCAGCGACCAUGAAAAUAAGCUUGUAUACGUCAACAGAUCAAUUGGUUGGAUCUAUGGAUGAUGACGAAAAGAUGCUGGGAUACUACCCGGUGGAGGACUUCAUGCGGCUGCAGGUGACAGAUCUGAACCCACGGCGCCGGCGGAAUGAAUUCAGUGAUGUGUCGCAGGUGGAGAAAUUCGAGAUUACGGAUGCUGAGUAUGACAAACGAACUGACUCAGUGCGCGCAUUCCUCAAACGGAACAAACGCGGCAAGUUCGCCGAACAACCCGACUCUCCGACGGAACCUGAACGCCCGGAAACACCACCGGCAAUGAAACCUGGAGACAGAUGCGAGGUUGCACCGGAAGCCAACACUGAAGUUGUUGGUCAGUCGAUGCGCAAAAGAGGCACUGUCAGAUUUGUGGGCAAUGUGGAGUUCAAACCAGGGUUCUGGGUUGGCGUGGAGUAUGAUGAGCCGUUAGGGAAGCACGACGGAAGCGUGCAAGGUGUAAAGUACUUUUCAUGCCCCAACAAACACGGCGUGUUGGUCCGACCUGAGCGUGUCACAGUUGGGGACUUCCCAGAAGAGGACCUGUUCGCUUCGGAUGACGAGAUGUAAUUGCGACCGUAGUAUAGUCCGUUACAUAGUUCAAUAAAGAGAGCUCCAUUAUCCGAGAGGGGGCAGCUUACGUUGAGUUUGUAUCCAUGAACCUUACCCGACUUGCAAAUGAGCACAAUGGGCGCAUGCAGUGGUAUCGCCCUUCUCCGAACGGCCACAGCGUCCAGUCUCCUCCGACCGAGGUAGUUCUCACAACCGAACCUGUACGUGU